GUUGAAUUUUGUUUAAUGUUUCUCAGGUCGUGUCCUUUGGCGGUUAAGAAGGAUGAGUGAAUAUGUUCUGGAUGCUGACCAUGAAAUCCAAGAGGAUGAGUUUAACGAGGAGAGUACCAAAGAAGAUGUUAGUGUGUCCGAUGAAAUGCAUUUUGAUGCUGAGCUUGAGGCAAUCAAAGAACGUUUUAAAGAAAUGGAAGCUGACGCCAACAAGCUACAUGAUUUGCGCCGUGUGAUUGAUAAAUCCCCAGUUUCAAGUGAGUUUAUUCGUAUAAUUUCUUCUCUUGUAUGAAACAAAAACCCAGUAGAUAAUUCAUAAAGCUUACUCGGUUAUUCGGGCUUAACGACGGGUAGGUUUGUGAACUUAUACAGUGUCUCCAUAAGGUUUCUCUGGACUUUCCUGAUAGUCUUGUGUAAGUGCAACGGCUGUUGGACGGUUUGUGUUACGCAACCCAGCAUUUAUUGUCAAAAACGGCUUUUUGUCGCAUGUUUAGUCCUAUCCUAUGCUAUCAGAGACACUAUGGUAUGAUUAGUGAGAUAGGAUUGUUUGGUAGGUGUAUCUGUUUGAAGAGUCGUCACACUGAAAUCCUUAUACAUCAGGUCACUUUUCCUGUCUGCAAAGGAUAUUUACAUCAAUUGACAAUGUAUUAUGUGCCUCUAUGCUGGUUUAACCUAGGCAUGCGUGAGAAUUCGUCAUAUCAGUGAACCUGCGUCCUUUACCGGAAUUGCUGACUGUGAUGCAGGUUUUCUCCACCCUAGACGUAGUUUGUCGUAUGACUUAUGAUAUUUUCUUCAGUUUUACCUUGAUUCUUAUUGUUUACAAGCACCUAGUUCCAUUUCCCAUUCGUGUAAUCCCAAACAUAUGGAAAAAAUUUACAUCAAAAAUGUUGAGCGCCCGAUUGAUGGCAGUAUAGCCCGAAUAUCGCUAUAACCAAAACUGCUUCCAGUAAAUACUUCCUGCACGUCAUCUAAUGCUGCAAAUGGGUGGACAAGCGCAAGGCUGAAAGCGGCUUAUACUAUAUUGUAAAUAAUAUGGGUAGAUUCUUACUGCGAGCGUAAUGUUUCUCGAGCAGUGUCAUGCAAAGGUUUUGUUGUAGUGUUGGGUACAGGUAUACAUUGCUAGCAAUGUUGAUAGGUAAAAUGUGAAAAAUUAUUUGAUAAAUUCUAAUAAAGGCAAAAGAAAAACGAAAAUAUGCGUAGAAUAACUGCACUAAUCGAAAUCCGUGAAUUGCUACUUCACUGCAGUUGUUUUUCGGAUAGUCUAGAGUGCUCUUGAACCUCUGCUGUUUGUAGUUUUCAGCACUACUAUACAUAAUUCGAAAUGUAUGAUUUAUAAGAUCUUCCUUUAUUCUUGAAAAGUGGGGAAGCAGGAUAGUUGAGUAAUGAAACCCUAUUAACCUUUGUUACCAAAGUGCAACCAAUUUAUUGGCUUACAGACGAAAUUUUCGGUAUGGUAGAUCCUGUAGGGAUAUUCAAUCAAGUCAGCAUAGUUCAUCGGUUGAUUGCAGUAUAAUGAUCGUGUUCAGAUAAAAUAUUUCUAACUUUGCGAAGAGUCUGAAUAUCACCCCAAAAUUAAGCUUGGGUAACCAAGUGUUAUCAUGGCCCCUUCCAAACGUUCUAACCUUAGUUCCUGACUGACUAGUUCCAAUAUAGAACUUUGCGCAGACAUGCGGGAGUUCGAGUUGCCACACUCCAUGUAGCACACAAAGCCAGAAAAGAGAGUUAAAAGUAAUGCAAAAUAGAGACAGUAAACAGAGACAUGAGGCAAAAUGAAUACAGUUUCAUUGAAAAUUGUAAGUCACAAAAAGUGGAUGCAUCUGCUGUAGGCAUUGAGAACGAUUUUGAGCCACAUCACAAAUUGUCUCCAACAAUUAGUGUUUACCGUUCUAAGGACGCCAACCAGUCAAGAAGUCUACACCUCCCGAUGUGGCCUCAACUAACUGUUGUGGAUUUCGUUGACUAAUGAAGCCAUGUUUUUGUUUGACCACCACUGACUCUUUCCCAACCUCACCCCAUGUCAGCUAAUAUUGCCCAUUGUUGAGGGAGGCGAUGGUUGGGCAUGCGUAACACACAUCCUAACCAUCUCAAUCGAUGUAACUUCACAGCCUCGUGUAUUGAUUUCCCCUCCUCACCUAGCACUUGACAGAUGCCUCACCUGAAUAUCGCUCACCCUAUAAUACCACUUCACAUGGGAGAUAGAACUCAGACACCUAUGGUCAAAGACAACUAGCCAGCCUUUUCAUGUCCUCCACUCUCGAUGGCCAGGCCUCACACGAUAAGUAUGACGCAUAGUCUGGUACUUAAAAGCUCUGUUCCGGGUGGUUAAAUUCAAACGGCCUCAUCCUUUAUAUUAGUUGUACUCAUGUACGAGUGUGAUCAAAUCGACAACGAAAGUUUGUAUUUCAUGUUCAUAUUAGACUUAUAAAAGACUGUGAAUGUUUUUUUUUCUAUCUUAUUCAUUACCAACGUCAAGAGAAAUAAACUACGGAGAAUAGUGGUAUCAAACGGAAGUGAAGCUAGGGAAUGAAGGACGAAUAAGAUAUCCACUAAACUAGGAGGACUUUGUGUGGAUGGAGGCGCGCAUAGGCGAUGCACUUUAAGCAGAAAAAAGAACAUCCUCACGUAACCAGAAAGUUGAUUUAACAAUUGCUCGUGUUCUUUUAACAGUGGGACGUGACGCUGAAGGUUUCUCCAAUACUUUACAGAAAGGCAGAAUAAAAUUUUCUCUAAUCAACUGUGUUCAUACAAAAGUAAGUUGACUGCAAAACAGUCAGCUUAAUUCUUCGAAGAACGGUUGUAUUGUCUCUGUCAAUUACUAAUCAUCAGUUGGGUGUUCUGUUGCAACUUGGCAUUGGAUGUCUGCAGAGUGGCAGACGUCGUGGAUUAAACAAGGAUUAUCAUAUACGUACUAUGAAGGUUUUCUCUACACCACCUCACUGAGAUUGGCUUUCAGUUAUAUUCCUUCCGACUAUAGUCUGAGCACUCAGACCGAUUGAGUCACGUAAGUGGUGACUGGUAAUAAGCUCCGCACUCUCUACAAAAAGAUACAUUCCGUUCUUUCUCUCUUCAUACCAGUAUCCGUUGAAGUUAGUUUUGUGUGAUUAUCUUUCUUUUUGUCAUGUUACAUUAGCAGUUUUUACCCUGUGCACAUAGGCUAGUUGGCAAAUUAUAAUAAAAAUGAAGAGUUGCCCUGAAACCCCAUGCAACGCGAGCAGACCUCAUGUUGUUUGAAGGCGACUAGUGGUAGAUAAUACUUGGCUUUCAGAUAGCUGGUGAAAUUUGAAAUUGAUAUAUAUAUAUAUAUGUACAGUUUAAUUAAACUUUCCUAGUUUCAUUGCUCAGUUUUCCAGACUUUUUUGGUAUUCCUUUAAUAUUUUCUAUGCUUUUAGAGUCGAAUAACCCAGUUUUGUCAGAGGAAGACAAAACUGAAGUUGACCUUCGUUCUGUGUAUGUGGGGAAUGUAGAUUAUGGUUCUACAGCAGAUGAACUUGAAGCCCAUUUCCGCGGAUGUGGACCAAUCAAUCGUGUUACCAUACUGUGCAAUAAAUUUACUGGACAUCCUAAAGGUUUUGCUUACAUUGAAUUUGACUCACGAGAUGCUGUGGAAGCUGCUAUGGCUUUGGAUGACUCAUCUUUCCGAAGUCGGCAGUUGAAAGUCCUACCAAAACGUACAAAUGUCCCUGGAAUGUCCAUGACAAAUCGUCCGCCUUUCGUUAGAGGUGUUGGUCGGGCACGUGGAAGAGGGUUGGCAUUUGGUUUCCGUCCUGUGUACGCUGGUCGAAUGCGUUUUCCAAGGUAUCGGCGACGUGGUAGUUACUUCUUUUCGCCUUAUUAAAAAAAACACUGGUGGAACAAUUGAUGAAAAAAAACGCAAAAAAAAAUUAAAAAAAAGAAAUUGUGAGCACAAAAGAAUUAUUGUUUGCAAAAUGCAUGUAUGGCAUCAAAUUCUACCUUACCUACUGUCAGCUGUUUUCUGUGGAACUAAUUAUUCUGUUGUCUGAAUUUUAGGUACAACACCCGCCUUAAACUGUAUGAUGUGGCAAACAUUUUCUUCCAAAAUCUAAAAACAGAGACUACAGCAGCAUCAUACGUGUUGGUGUGGGAAUGCAUCAUGUGCAAAUGUACCACCAAAAUUGUUAUUUUUAAUUUUUAUACUAUUAAGCUUGUUUGUCACUCUGUCUGUGUAUGUUUACAAAAUAUUUUGUUGGUUGUAAAU
Molecule: messenger RNA, 4216 nt
Organism: Trichobilharzia szidati
Lineage: Eukaryota; Metazoa; Platyhelminthes; Trematoda; Strigeidida; Schistosomatidae
Source: the annotation of a GenBank genome assembly